This is a messenger RNA of Pseudoliparis swirei, 498 nucleotides long. It is a transcript of the gene rbx1, whose product is annotated as ring-box 1, E3 ubiquitin protein ligase. The transcript has 5 exons. Lineage: Eukaryota; Metazoa; Chordata; Actinopteri; Perciformes; Liparidae. Gene Ontology annotation, cellular component: nucleus; cullin-RING ubiquitin ligase complex. The coding region runs from base 32 to 358 and encodes 108 amino acids. Gene Ontology annotation, molecular function: cullin family protein binding; zinc ion binding; ubiquitin protein ligase activity. Gene Ontology annotation, biological process: protein ubiquitination; ubiquitin-dependent protein catabolic process. The record is from RefSeq and is a predicted model, not a curated record.
UUCCUCUUCACGCCAAACUUCUCCUCUCAAGAUGGCAGCAGCGAUGGAUGUUGACACGCCGAGUAGCACGAACAGUGGCGCUAGCAAGAAGCGGUUUGAAGUGAAGAAGUGGAAUGCAGUGGCGCUGUGGGCCUGGGACAUCGUGGUGGAUAACUGUGCUAUCUGUCGGAACCACAUCAUGGACCUCUGUAUAGAGUGCCAGGCCAACCAGGCCUCUGCGACCUCUGAGGAGUGCACUGUAGCCUGGGGAGUCUGCAAUCAUGCCUUCCACUUCCACUGUAUUUCCCGCUGGCUGAAAACCAGACAGGUGUGUCCUCUGGACAACAGGGAGUGGGAGUUUCAGAAAUACGGACACUAGCUGUAUUCUUGCUGACUUUUUUGCGCUACAAGCAUCACCCGUAUUUCUUCUGUUCCCUCCUGCUUGUAAGCGGUUAUUUUACGCCCAUGUCUUUUUGUUUUGGUAUGUUGUAAGUACAAAAAUAAACAUCAAUAUUGUCA